AUGAAAAUAAGAUAUGACAAGUUCUGCAGCACAAAAGACUUAAACUACUUUUUUAAUUUAAAGUUAGGUUUUUUUGUUUCUUAUAAAAAUCAUAAUGAUAAUUAUUCCUUUAAAAAUAAUAUCUUACAAAAAAAUGAGACUAUAUUAUUUUUCAAGAAAAAAAAAAAAUUCAUGUAUGUCAGAAAAAAAAAAAAAAGGAAAAAAAAAAAAAAAAAAAUCCGCAUCCAUUUCUUACAAGAAUAUAAUAAAUAUAAUUCAAAUGUAGAAUGUAAUGAACGAUUCAAUAAAAAAUUAGAAAAAAAUAAAAACCAAAAGAAAAAUGUAUAUAAUACUCAGCAUACAAAUCAAAAUGGAAGAUCCAAUGAAUAUGAAUAUGAUGAUAUUAAUGAUGAUUCUUAUAUUAGUUAUUAUAUAAACAAAAAUAAUUUUUUUAGAAUAUCGUCUUAUUUGAUAUUAAAUAAUGAAUUUUUUGGAUAUCCCCUUCAAUAUGUAUGUGAAUCUGAAGGGAGAAGUAAAAACCAUAAGCAUGAUAUGAAUGACAAAUGUGAUAGUCAUAUGAAUGACAAAUGUGAUAAUAAUAUGAAUGACAAAUGUGAUAAUAAUAUGAAUGACAAAUGUGAUAAUAAUAUGAGUGACAAAUGUGAUAAUCAUAUGAAUGACAAAUGUGUUAAUAAUAUGAGUGACAAAUGUAAUAAUCAAAUGAAUGACAAAUGUGAUAGUCAUAUGAAUGACAAAUGUAAUAAUCAUAUGAAUGAACAGAGUAGGAAAAAGAAAAAACUUAAUAACCUAUAUAAAACCAUAUUAACAAAAAAAAAAAAAAAAAAAAUGAACCCUAAUUUAUGCAUUAUAAAUAAAACAUACAAGUAUCCUAUAAAAUAUUGUCAAUUAAAUUCUGGAGCGUUUGUAUUUUUUAUAAUUAAAAAUGUAGGUGUCAAUAAAAUAACAUAUUAUUCUUAUUGUAAAUUAUUUUCAAAAGAUGGUAUUUUAAAUCAAGGAAUUCAAAUAUGCAAACUUUAUCAUGUGAGUAAAAAAAAAAAAAUUAAACAAAUUAUUUUUGAAGCCUUGAAAAAUAAAAUACCUUUUUCAUAUGAUAUCAAUCCAUAUAAUAUCAAUAAAAAAAUUUACAAAUAUUUAAAAAAAAAUUGUGCAUAUCACGAUCUUAUAGAAUUAUUUAAUUUUAAGCAGCACAAACAAAGAGAUAAAAAUGACAACAAAUUAAAUAUGAAAAAAAAAAAGUUGGAAAUGAUCAAAAUGAAAUGGCACUAUUAUAAGAAAUAUAAAAAUAAAAUGGAAACUUAUAUAAAUUAUUACAAUAAUAAUAAUAAUAAUUGUUAUAAUUGUUAUAAUUGUAGUAAGGUUAAUUAUUGUAAUGAUGCAAUUGAUACAUAUUAUAAUAAUAAAGAUUAUAAGUGUGGAAUAUCCAGUGAGAAUACAUAUAUCAAGAUAUUUGGAAACAAAAAAGAGGAGCAUCAAAUAGAAGAUACACAUCUGAAUUAUAAUAAUCUGGAAGAUCAAAACUUUUAUGAAGAAUUAUAUAAAUGUAAAUAUAUUGAAAAAUAUAUAUCCUCUAUAAAUUAUUUUUUAUUGAAGAAACGUAGAAAAUUUAAUAAAUAUAUACAACAAGUGUUAAAUGUUAACAAUAAAAAUAAUAAUAAAAAAAAUAAUUAUAAUAAUAAUAAUAAUAAAAAUAAUAAUAAUUAUUAUGAUGAUAAUAUUUUUAGUGGGGGUAACUCUAAUAAGGGGGAAGAAUGUUAUAUACCCCAUAUAAGGAAUAAUAAUACAAAUGUGGAAUUUAUUAAGAAAAGAAUAAAUAACAUAAAUAUUAAAGACAAUAUUAGAAAUAAUAAAAUUUACAAAUAUUUUGAUAAAAAUAAAUUCAAAUGUAGUAAAUAUUAUUCUUAUAAAAAUUAUAAUGUAUGUAAAAAUAUCAUAGAAAAAUAUAAACUUUAUAAUUUUUUAAAAAAAAAAAAAAUGGAAGGAUACAUGAUUUUGAAUUUCCUUCAUUUUAAUAAAGAAUUAAUAUAUUAUAAUGAACAUAAAAAUGAUAUGUCUACCUUACAUGAUAAUUUAUUUGAUAUAAUUAGCAAUGAUGAAAAUGGAAAUGUCAAUACAAAUGCCAAUACAAAUGUCAAUAAAAAUGCCAAUAUAAAUGUCAAUUUAAAUGCCAAUACAAAUGCCAAUACAAAUGUCAAUACAAAUGUCAAUACAAAUGCCAAUACAAAUGUCAAUCAUAACAAUAUUUGUAAUAAUAAUUAUGAUUGGUUUUUUAAUUCCUUCGAUUAUGUAGGUAAUCUAGAGGAAUCCAUUAAAUGUUUCAAUGAAUACAAAAAAAAAAAAAAAAAAAAUUUAUUUUAUAAGGAACAUAUUAUAAAAAAUAACAAAAAAGAAUCCAAAUUAAAUAAUCUUCCUUCUUUUUUAUUUAAUCAUUUAAAAGAUAAAAAAAUGAUUAACACAACACAGAGAAAUAAUAUAAAAGAUGAGGAUUAUCAUCAGAACUUUAAUAUGAUUAAUAAAAAUUUUGGAGCAAAUGCAGAUGAUAAUUUUAUAUCAAAUUUUUAUGAUAAUUGUAAAUUAAGCAAGUCAUUAAAUACACAUGAUGAAGAAAUAUAUAAAGGAGAACAUAAAAAGGUGUAUAUAUGGAAUAAAAAAAUAAUAAAAAUGGAGGAACGAAAAUAUAUGCAAAUGGAUUAUAAAUGGAAUAGUAAAAGGGAUAAAAAUAAAUAUAUAAUAAAAAUAUAUAAAAAAAAUAAAUAUAUAAAAAUAUGUAAAAAAAAUAAAUAUAUAAAAAUUUGUAAAAAAAAUAAAUAUGUAAAAAUAUGUAAAAAUACAUAUUUCAAAAUAUGUAAAAAUAAAUGUGACAAAAGAGAUUAUAGAAAAUAUUUAUAUUUAAAUAAGAAAAUCAAAAAUGGAUCUGUAAAAAAAUACAAAUCAUAUCAUGAGAGUGAUACUUUAAAAUAUAAUAAGAUUAUAAGAAGGAAUAUGUUUGCUAUGAAGGAAGAAUCUGAAAAAACGAAAAAAAAUUUGAAAAGUGAAAAAAAAUUGAACGAUAUCUUUGAACAUAUAAGUAGAUAUACAAAUCGUAUUAGUAAAAAUAUAAAUAUAACAAAUAAGAAUAGAUAUGAUGAUUAUCCUUUUGAUUUUUUAUCAAAAGAUAAAAUUGAAUAUAUCUCAAUGUUAUCUCCAACUAUAAAUGAAAUCAAAACAUUAAAUAGUAUUCUUACUAUUCCACUUAUAAAAAUGAAUGAAUAUGAAAAGAAUUGUAUAUGGAGAUUUAGAUUUCAUUUAUUAAAUAGAAAAGAAACAUUAGGAAAAUUUUUAAAAUGUAUUAAUUGGAAUAAUAAAGAAGAAAAAGAAGAAGCUAUUAUUUUAUUAAAUAAAUGGGAUAAACCAAAUUUAGACAAUUGUAUAGAAUUAUUUAAUUCUCAUUUACAUCAUUAUAUAAUUAAAAAAUAUAUUAUAGAUAUAAUAAAAAAUAGUAAAAAAGAAGAAGUGAAAUUAUAUUUAUUUCAAUUAGUUCAGAGUUUAAGAACAUUUAAUUAUCAACAUAUAGAUAAUUUAUUUAUUAAUACAUUAAUAAAAAAAUGUAUUAAAUCCAAAAAACUAUCUAUAUAUUUUCAUUGGUUUUUAUUAAGUGAAGCUAAAGAUAAAGUAAAAGGUAAAUUAUAUUUACAUAUACAUAAAUUAUUUAUUAAUAAAUUAAUGACAUCUAAUAUUAAAAAAAAUAAAAUUAUUCUUGAUAUAUUAAAAAUUCAAAACAGAUUUCGUAAUCAAUUAUUAUAUCUCACUAAAAUUGCUAAAAAUAAAACUGACAGGAUACAAAAUAAAACAAAAAAAUUAAGACAUUUUCUAUUUUAUUAUAGAACAAAUUAUGGAUAUAUAAAUAUUAAAGAAUUUAUAAAAAAUAAUAUUUUUAUAUCUGAUAAUAAUGUCUAUGAUUUUUUGCAUAUGUGUAAAAGGAAAAAAACAAAAUCGGUGAGUAAUCCUAUUGGGGUUUAUCAAAUUGGAAAAGAAAUGAUUAAAUGUAAAAAUAGUGGUAUAUCUAAAUUGAUAGAUCAAAAAAAUAUAUAUGGUGAUACAAAAAAUAUAUAUGGUGAUAAUAAUAAUAUAUAUGGUGAUAAUAAUAAUAUAUAUGGUGAUAAUAAUAAUAUAUAUGAUAAUGAUGACAAUCAUACUAGUGAUCAUAAUAAUAAUCAUAUGAGUUAUAAUGAUCAUCUGGAUAAUUUAUCAUAUGAACACCUUAAUGAAGACAGAUAUGAUAAUAAAAAGAAUAAAAAUAUAUAUAAUAAAGAUAUAUCUAAUUCUAUUUAUUAUUUAGACAAUGAUCUUACAAUAAAUUAUGAUAUAGAAAAUGAUUUAUAUUUUUUUCAAUAUAAAAAAAGUUCGAAUGCUAAAUUAGCAAGUUUAGAUGUAUGUAAUGAUUCUAAUGAUACCAUUAAUUAUAUUGAUGAUUCUAAAAAUGUAAAGAUAGAACGUAAUAGAGAUAAUUCUUUUUUUUCAAAUUUUUUACAAUUUAAUGAUAAUUUAGAUUUUUUUUUAAAUUCUACAUAUAGUGAUGAAGAUAAUAAUUAUGAAAUUUUAGAUGAUUCUAUAAAUAUUGUUUCUAAACAAAAAAUAAAAAAAAUUAAAACACCUUUAAUAUUACCUAUAGAUCCUAAUAUUGAAUUAUUAUCUUUCUUACCUGAACAAUCAUAUGUAUUACGUUCUUCAUUAUAUCCAAUAGUUAUAGCUUUCUUGGUUCGAAAAAAAAUUAAAUUAUAUAAUGAAAAUUAUAACAAUCUAAUAAUUAAUAAUCAAACAUUCCUUAAAAAUUAUCAAAAGAAAAAUAAUAUAAUAAACAAUUUAUCCUAUAUUCAGUCACACAAUGAGACACAUCAUAAUUAUUACAACUCUCAAUUUAUUUUAACCCUACAAAAUGCUUUUGAAAAUACAAAAGAUUUUAAUUAUCAUUAUAAAUUUUUGAAAUGUCUAAAUAAUAAUAUCUUUUAUAAAAACAAAAAAAUUGAAAAAAUUGGAAAUAUUCAAAAUAUUCAAAAUAUUGAAAAAAUUGGAAAUAUUCAAAAUAUUCAAAAUAUUGAAAAUAUUCAAAAUAUUGAAAAUAUUCAAAAUAUUGAAAAUAUUCAAAAUAAUCAAAAUAUUCAAAAUAUUCAAAAUAAUCAAAAUAUUCAAAAUAUUCAAAAUAAUCAAAAUAAUCAAAAUAUUCAAAAUAUUCAAAAUAUAAAAACAAAUAGAACAACUCAGAAAUUUUCUUUUUCAAAUAAUUCCAAUCUAGAUGACCAUGUCAAUGGUAAUACUAAUAACCACUCUAUUAAUAAUAAAGAGGAUGAUUACACAUAUAAUGAAGGCAUACCAUCAUAUCAUAACAAUUCAUGUUUAAAUGAUAAUAAUAUGUCUCCAAAAAAGAAUAAUAAAGAAAAAAAAAAAUAUAAUGAAAUAUAUGAAUUGUCUAUAAAAAAAUAUAUCUAUAAAGCAGGUGAUGAUUUAAGACAAGAUCAUUUAGUUAUACAAAUAAUAUAUGUUAUUGAUAAUAUAUGGAAACGAUAUGGUUUGGAUUUGAAAAUGACAUUAUAUAGAGUAUUAGCUUUAUCAACAGAUGAUGGUUUUAUAGAAUUUGUUGAUUAUGCUGAAUCAAUAUCAUCAAUUAAAAAAAAUUAUAAAGGAGAAAUCAGACAAUAUUUUAUAGAUAAUAGUACAUGUUCUACUUCACCUUUAGGGUUUGAUAUAGAAAUAUUACAAAAUUUUAUAUCUAGUUGUGCAGGUUAUAGUGUUAUUACAUAUAUAUUAGGUAUAGGUGAUAGACAUUUAGAUAAUUUAAUGGUAACAAAAGAUGGACGAUUUUUUCAUAUAGACUUUGGAUAUAUAUUUGGAGAAGAUCCUAAACCUUUCUCACCACCCAUGAAAUUAUGUAAAGAAAUGAUUGAAGCUAUGGGAGGAGCUCAUAGUAUAGGAUAUGAACAAUUUUUAAAAAAAUGUUGUCUAGCUUAUAAAUAUUUAAGAUAUCAUUCACAAUUAAUUAUAAGUUUAUUAGAUGCUAUGUGUGAUGCAGGAUUAAAAGAUAUGAAAAUCAGUCCAGAGUUAUGUGUCCUAAAAGUUCAAGAAAAAUUUAGACUUGAUCUAAACGAUGAAGCAGCAGAAAUUUAUUUUCUUAGUGUUAUCAAUGCAUCAGUUAAAACUUUAUUUCCUGUUGUUGUAGAUAAAUUACAUGAAUGGGCACUGAACUGGAAAUGA
Molecule: messenger RNA, 6225 nt
Organism: Plasmodium adleri (nom. inval.)
Lineage: Eukaryota; Apicomplexa; Aconoidasida; Haemosporida; Plasmodiidae
Product: phosphatidylinositol 3-kinase
Exons: 1
Coding region: 1-6225 (2074 amino acids)
Biological process (GO): endocytosis; phosphatidylinositol-3-phosphate biosynthetic process; autophagosome assembly
Cellular component (GO): cytoplasm; peroxisome; endosome
Molecular function (GO): 1-phosphatidylinositol-3-kinase activity
Source: RefSeq, a predicted model, not a curated record